CUCCAGUAUGUUUAUUAGCUAUCUAUGACUAUUGUUUAAUUCGACGGGAGACCUUAUGAGCGGUGUGUUGUGGUGCAAAUAGAAAUAUAUCUAUAUAGCGCUAUAAAACAUAAUUGUACAACUCCUUAGACCAGACAUUAAUUUUUUGAUAGCUGUCUUGUUAUGCACAUUACUCUUACAUGCUACAUGCAAGUAUUAGAAUAAGGUUAAUUGUAAUUAUUGUGGUUAGGUUAAGUCCCCAACCUAAGCAUUUAAACCCUGAAAUUUACGACCGGCUAGCUGUCUAAAAUUAUUUUACUCGAUUUUGCAGAAUUAUGGUUACUAAAUACUGCGCAAUUGUUUUGAUAUCUCUGUUCACUCAUCAUACAAUUCACGCUUUUUCUACAAGUAGUCUCGCACUCACGGAUUCACCCGACUUCACAAAGAAUGUCACAAUCAUAUCGACUCCUCAACAUGUUUUGGACAACAAGAAUGUCAAGAGACUUCUAGAUUCGGUGAAUAGAAUUAUUAAGAACAAAAAGAAAGUUGAAUUGGUGCCGAUAACUUUGAUGACAGUAUCUGCAGCCGAUCGACGUACGCGUCUUAAUAAUCACGAGUUUUCAUUGAAACCGGACUUUAGUAACGGCCGUUGUGACGACCCUCGUUUGGGAAUGACUAUUCUGAACUCAGCAUACGACAAAGUGACAAGACAACUAUUGGCGGUACAGAAAGAACUACAAAACCACGAAGAUGUGACGAUGAAAUUGUACAUGCUGAAGGGAAUGCUAAUGGAAGAGGGCUUGCGGUCCAAGAACAAGACAUACAUCUGGCCUGACCACCCGUCAGACUUGAAAACGUUUUACGAAACAGCAUUGCAGAUCUACGACGAUAAAUGGAACUAAAAAAAAUCAAAACCCAAACCGUUUUCGUAGACGAAUAAAACUAGUCGAUUACGGUAUUAAGGCACUGUGAA
Messenger RNA from Adelges cooleyi (spruce gall adelgid), 952 nucleotides. RefSeq lists its product as uncharacterized. The transcript is spliced from 2 exons. NCBI's taxonomy places the organism in Eukaryota, Metazoa, Arthropoda, Insecta, Hemiptera, Adelgidae. The record is from RefSeq and is a predicted model, not a curated record. The coding region runs from base 315 to 881 and encodes 188 amino acids.